Molecule: messenger RNA, 1503 nt
Organism: Alternaria atra
Lineage: Eukaryota; Fungi; Ascomycota; Dothideomycetes; Pleosporales; Pleosporaceae
Exons: 1
Coding region: 1-1503 (500 amino acids)
Biological process (GO): tRNA processing
Molecular function (GO): tRNA dihydrouridine synthase activity; flavin adenine dinucleotide binding
Source: RefSeq, a predicted model, not a curated record
AUGUUUGGCGAGAAGAGCAAUUACCGCGAUGCUCAUUUCCAGCCUCUCAAAUCGACCAUUCCCUCACCUACCGACGACUACCACCUCUCACAAUUACCAAACUCGGAUAAGCACCUAGAUGGCAACCCGGCGUUCGACAGACCCCUCACGGUGCAGUUCUGUUCAAACGAUCCCGAAGACUUCCUGCGGGCGGCAAAACACGUUGCGCCUUUUUGCGAUGCGGUGGAUUUGAACCUGGGAUGUCCACAAGGCAUUGCGAAGAGGGGGAAAUACGGUGCGUUCUUGCAAGAAGACUGGGAUCUGAUAUCGAGGAUGAUACGCAAGUUACACGACGAGUUGGACGUCCCAGUCACGGCAAAGAUGAGGGUACUCGAGACACCAGAGAAGACGCUAGCGUAUGCGAAGACACUUCUGGAUGCGGGCGCAAGUAUCAUCACGGUACACGGUCGACGUAGAGAACAAAAGGGCCACAACACAGGACUGGCAGAUUGGAAGAUGAUUCGAUAUUUACGGGAGAACCUUCCCAAGGACACUGUCAUAUUCGCCAAUGGCAAUAUCCUCCAGCAUGAAGACAUCGCCACAUGUCUAGAAGUGACCGGUGCCGAUGGCGUCAUGAGCGCAGAGGGAAAUCUCUACGACCCCACGAUCUUCGCGGCACCACCACCACCCGGCCAGGAAGGACGAGAAUACUGGCGCGGGCGCGACGGGAAAGGUGGAUAUAGGAUGGACGCUGUGAUGAGACGGUACAUGGAUAUCAUCCAUAAAUAUGCACUUGGUCAAGAGCCACCACAACGGAAACCCCUCUGGAUGCCUGGAGACGCUGACGAAGAACUACCACAAGAAAAUACCAACAACGCAGCGGAGAACGGUAAAAGGGCAGGAGACGAGCAAGACGGCCCACCACAAAAGAAGAGAAAACCAAUGUCCAAAUCGGAAAAGAAGAAGGAAGCUUCAAAUCCCAAUCUCACGGCUAUGCAAGCACAUCUUUUUCACCUUCUCCGUCCUCUUGUCUCGCAACAUCAUAAUGUGCGGGAUGCGCUUGCGAGAUCAAGAACGGGUGAUAUCGAUGCGUUUGAAAACGUGCUGAGUCUUGUAGAGAAGGCUGUUAAGGAGGGCAUCAUGAAGUACGAAGAGGAGCACGCCAACGAUAUACCGACUGAAUCACAGCCUACGGCCCCAAUCGAUGAGAACCUGGACCCUUACGAAUCCUCCUUAGCAACAGUAGCUCGCGUCAAGAGGCCAUACUGGGUCUGCCAGCCGUAUGUUAGGCCGCUGCCUAAAGAAGCGUUGGAGAAGGGCAGUAUGACGGUCAGUAAGAAGGAGAAGAAGAGACUAGAACAAGAGGCGGAGAAGCUAGCUAAGAAAGAAGAUGACGAUGUUAAAGCGGUGGGUCUUGAGCCUGAGGGUAGGGUCGAGGCGAGGAUUUUGGAUGGUGGUGAUGGCAAGGAGAAAGGGGAGAAGGAGGUUAUUGAAGAGCCUAGAGACGGAAUGGUUUGCGGCUAG